AUGAGCAACGAAAGCUGGAACAGUUUCCAAAAAGAGUACGGCAAAUCUGGACGAAAGACCAAGCUCCUGGGAGACCUUGGUUUGGUCCGCGCUGACUCCGGGCGCCAUCUUACCACCACCGUGGUCUCGGCGGCGGCUGUCAUUACACCCGAUAUCACUCGAAGUCUGAAGCGCGGCGGGUCCAAUCCGAAACACAUGUCAGGAGCCGUCUUGCAGGCCAAGAGAUCAGGCUUGACGCGUUCUGGUUCCAAUCCUUCAUUGAUGCUCAAUAAUGGAGGUGGUGGUGUCACCCGAGGUGUCCGCCGGCAUCGAUCCAUGAAGGGAGCCAGAUCAGGCUCCUCCAGCAACUUAUUGGCAGGGCUCACACGCAGCCGGAACUCCAACAAUAGUCUCUCUGGAAGUUCCAGUUCAGGAUUGUCUUUCAAAUAA
Seminavis robusta is the source of this 429-nucleotide messenger RNA. Lineage: Eukaryota; Bacillariophyta; Bacillariophyceae; Naviculales; Naviculaceae. The record is from the annotation of a GenBank genome assembly.